GGGGAGUCUAGGAACCGGGAGGGGAGGGGGUAUGGGUGAAUGAGCGGGCGGAGGAGGAAGUGUCAUGGCGUCGGGCCGUGGAACUUCUUCUCGCUGGUUCUUUACUCGAGAACAGCUGGACAAUACACCGAGUCGCCGCUGUGGUGUGGAGGCGGAUAAAGAGCUUUCGUACCGGCAGCAGUCCGCUAACCUCAUCCAGGACAUGGGGCAGCGUCUCAAUGUCUCUCAGCUCACAAUAAACACUGCUAUUGUUUAUAUGCACAGGUUUUAUAUGCACCAUUCUUUCACCAAAUUCAGUAGAAAUAUAAUAUCACCUACUGCAUUAUUUUUGGCUGCAAAAGUAGAAGAACAGGCUCGAAAACUUGAACAUGUUAUCAAAGUAGCACAUGCUUGCCUUCAUCCCCUAGAGCCACUGCUGGAUACAAAAUGUGAUGCUUACCUUCAGCAGACUCAAGAACUGGUUUUACUUGAAACCAUAAUGCUACAAACACUAGGUUUUGAGAUCACCAUUGAACACCCACACACAGAUGUGGUGAAGUGCACACAGUUAGUAAGAGCAAGCAAGGAUUUGGCACAGACAUCCUAUUUCAUGGCUACCAACAGUCUGCAUCUUACAACCUUCUGUCUUCAGUACAAACCAACAGUGAUAGCUUGUGUGUGCAUUCAUUUGGCUUGCAAGUGGUCCAAUUGGGAGAUUCCUGUGUCAACUGAUGGAAAGCAUUGGUGGGAAUAUGUAGAUCCCACAGUUACUCUAGAAUUACUAGAUGAGCUAACACAUGAGUUUCUACAAAUAUUGGAGAAAACGCCUAGUAGGUUGAAGAGGAUUCGAAACUGGAGGGCUGAUCAGCCGGUUAAGAAACCCAAAGUAGACGGACAAGUAACAAAGACACCACUUCUUGGUUCAUCUUUGGUCCCGAAUUCCAUUUUAGUAGAUAGUGUUACUGGUGUACCUACAAACCCAAGUUUUCAGAAACCAUCUACUUCUGCAUUCCCUGCACCAGUACCUCUAAAUUCAGGAAAUAUUUCUGUUCAGGACAGCCAUACAUCUGAUAAUUUGUCAAUGCUAGCCACAGGAAUGCCCAGUACCUCAUAUGGUUUGUCAUCACACCAAGAAUGGCCUCAGCAUCAAGAAUCAACAAGGACAGAACCAAUAUAUUCACACAAACAGGAGGCGUCUUUGUCUGGCAGCCAGUACAACAUCAACUUCCAACAGGGACCUUCUAUAUCACUGCAUUCAGGAUUACAUCACAGACCUGACAAAAUUUCUGAUCAUUCUUCUAUUAAGCAAGAAUAUACUCAUAAAGCAGGGAGCAGUAAACACCAUGGGCCAAUUUCUGCUACUCCUGGAGUUAUUCCUCAGAAAAUGUCUUUAGAUAAAUACAGAGAAAAACGUAAGCUAGAAACUCUUGAUGUCGAUGUAAGGGAUCAUUAUAUAGCUGCCCAGGUAGAACAGCAACACAAACACAUGCAGUCACAGGCAACAAGCAGCAGUUCUGUAACUUCUCCCAUUAAAAUGAAAAUUCCCAUCACAAAUACUGAAAAACCUGAAAAGUACAUGUCAGAAAAAAAGGAAAAGAGUGGAUCACUGAAAUUACGAAUUCCAUUACCACCCGCUGAUAAAGGCACCAGCAAAGAAGAACUGAAGAUGAAGAUAAAAGUCUCAUCUUCAGAAAGACACAGCUCUUCUGAUGAAGGCAGUGGGAAGAGCAAGCAUUCGAGCCCACAUAUUAGCAGAGACCAUAAGGAAAAGCACAAGGAGCACCCUGCAAACCGCCACCACACCAGCGGUCACAAGCAUCCCCACUUGCACAGUGGUAGUGGCACCAGUGGCAGUAAACAUAAUGCUGAUGGAAUACCACCCACUGUUUUGAGGAGUCCAGUUGGCCUGAGCAGUGAUGGCAUUUCCUCUAGUUCCAGUUCUUCAAGGAAGAAGCUGCAUAUCAAUGAUGCCUCUCAUAACCAUCACUCCAAAAUGAGCAAAAGUUCCAAAAGUUCAGGUAGUUCAUCUAGUUCUUCCUCCUCUGUUAAGCAGUAUAUAUCCUCUCACAACUCUGUUUUUAACCAUCCCUUACCCCCUCCUCCCCCUGUCACAUACCAGGUGGGCUACGGACAUCUCAGCACCCUCGUGAAACUGGACAAGAAGCCAGUGGAGACCAACGGACCUGAUGCCAAUCACGAGUACAGUACAAACAGCCAGCAUAUGGACUACAAAGACACAUUCGACAUGCUGGACUCGCUGUUAAGUGCCCAAGGAAUGAAUAUGUAAUCAUUUGUUUAGGUCAAUUUUUCCUUUACUUUUUUAAUUUAAAAUUUGUUAGGAUGGAAAACUUUCUCCUGAUCUAGCAGUGGUAACACUUGCUGUUUCUGCCACUGCUUCAAUAUUUGUAAGUGCUGCUUUGUUCUUCAUUCUGAAAAGAAGAGAUUAUAGUAAACGAGUCUUUAUCUCCACGUAUGAUAGUGUUAUAAAUACUGUAAAAGCAUGGAAGGUGCAAAACUUAUUUCUACAAUUGCAGCUAAGAACAUUAGGGUGAAUGGCUGGCUGCUUCUAGGAAUAUAAAAUGCCUCAAGCAUUAUUUAUAAUUUUGAAUACUGUAGUAAUUUUUUGUUGUUGCUUGGCUUUUGAAUGAGUGAAAAUUGUUUUCUUUUGUGUAUUUAUACUUGUAUGUAUGAUUUGCAUGUUUCAAUGAUAAAGGGAUAAAACAGUAUACUGACAACUGUUUACAAGAAAGUGGAGGAAAAUG
Molecule: messenger RNA, 2741 nt
Organism: Fukomys damarensis (Damara mole-rat)
Lineage: Eukaryota; Metazoa; Chordata; Mammalia; Rodentia; Bathyergidae
Gene: Ccnt2
Product: cyclin T2
Exons: 9
Coding region: 65-2266 (733 amino acids)
Biological process (GO): positive regulation of DNA-templated transcription, elongation; regulation of transcription by RNA polymerase II
Cellular component (GO): nucleus; cyclin/CDK positive transcription elongation factor complex
Molecular function (GO): cyclin-dependent protein serine/threonine kinase activator activity
Source: RefSeq, a predicted model, not a curated record